AAGGCCGAGGCCCCCUUCCUGCUUCUCCGCCAGGCGCCUGGAUUUGGGGGCGUCGCCAGGAACGGGAAGCCUUUCGCCGGCAGGCAGCUGCCCCGGGAACCGGCCAAGUGCUUCGUGCUUCCCGGGAGAAAAUUUAGCACCCCAGAUCUGGAGCAAAGAACAAAAAAAUAUAUAUAUCUUGAGGAUUAAAAACAACAACAGAGAACUUUUUAUUUUCACCCCUCGCAUUUCAGUCAUGUGACAGCAGUCCUCAAGCCACCAUUUUGGGGGUUUCUUCUCCAUCCACCACCCUGGAUAGAACCGAGCCUGAUCCACCGUCAAACCCAACGAUGAAAAUGGAGGCCCCAGAAUCUCCCGCAGACCUGAAGCCAUCCUUAGACCUGGAUGGGCCAAGGGAAAGCCCCAGUGUGGCCCCGAUGGGCUCUGACCGGCAAGAUCUGAGGUGGAGGAGAGGACUUCCCUACAUUAAGCAGGAGCCGGAAGAGGAUUGCUUGUCGUCUCUACACUGGGAAGCCCAGUGGCAGGAGUUCCUGGGGACCAUGCAGCCCCCUUGCUCGGGGUGGGGGGCCAGAGCUCUGCCGGCGACUGCCCCGUGGAGGGACGCCAAGGCACCCUUGGCCCAUCUAGCGUUGGCGGCCGCCGGUGGCCAGCGGUCCUCGGAAGGGGCGUUCUUCCAACCUGUGCCGCCAGGUUUCGUGGGAGGGAUGCAGCUGGCUGACCAAGAAAGAGGGGAAGUGAAGGAGGAGGUGCAGAGCCAGGAGGCCCCAAACCCGAAGCCCCCCUGCCAGCGCUUCAGGCAGUUCCUCUACCAAGAAGCGGAAGGUCCCCGGGAGCUUUGCAGUCGUCUCCAGGACCUCUGCCGCCUGUGGCUGAAGCCGGAGAGGCACUCCAAGGAGCAGAUCCUGGAGCUGGUGAUCUUGGAUCAGUUCCUGGGUGUCCUGCCCCGGGCGAUGGAGUGUUGGGUCCGGGAGUGCCAUCCUCACACGUGUGCCCAGGCCGUGGCCCUGGCAGAGGACUUCCUGGUGAGGCACCCGGAGGAACGAAGGAGGCAGGAGCAGAAGGGCCCAGGGAUGUUUCAUGUGGUGACUGUGAAUUGUCCUGACUCUGAUCCAGCAUCAUCUGAAAGACCGCUUAACAGGCCGAUCAAACAGGAGGUCAACGAGGAUCACCUUUCUCAAGACGAUGCUCAGGUGGGUGAAAUUAAAAAAGAUGAUGAGUGGAACGACACCAUGGGAAUGGAGCCCCGCGGAUCCUCGUCCCCGGAAAGGCGGGAAGGGACAGGCAGGUUUGGUGAGGCGGGAGAACCCCAGAAGAGUCCUCAAGGCCCACAGGGGAACGGCCCCAAAGGAACGGACGUAAACGCAUCCGGGCCGAAGCCGUCCUUGUGUUCAAACUGUGGGGGGAGUUUUAAUCCCGUCUCCGGUUUGCUCGGCCCAGAGGGCUUCCCCUCGGGUGCGAACCCUUACAAAUGCUCGGUGUGCGACAAGAGCUUCUGCCAGGUUGCCAAGCUCAUCGCCCACGAGCGGCUGCACACCGGAGACUGGCCGUACAAAUGCUCCUUCUGCGGCAAGAGCUUCAACCGCAGCUCCGACGUCUCCCGUCACGAGCGGAUCCACACAGGCGAGAAGCCGUUCAAGUGCACCACGUGCGAGAAGUGCUUCAGCCAGCGGUCCAAGCUGAUCGUGCACGAGAGGUUCCACACGGGGGACAAGCCCCACACCUGCUCCUACUGCGGGAGAAGCUUCCACCAACGGUCGGACCUGGUGAAGCACGAGCGGAUCCACACGGGAGAGAAGCCCUACAAGUGCUCGGAUUGCGGCGGGAGCUUCCACCGGAGUUCGGAUCUGGUGAAACACAAGUGGAUCCACACCGGGGAGCGGCCAUACAAAUGUUCCACCUGUGAGAAGAGCUUCCGGCAACGCUCGGCCCUCCUGUACCACGAGAGGACCCACACGGGGGAGAAACCGUACGCCUGCACGGCCUGCGGGAAAGGCUUCAGUUGUAAAGCCCACCUGGUGCUCCACAAACGGACCCACACGGGGGAGAAACCCUACAAGUGUAACUACUGCGGGAAAAGUUUCACCACCAGUUCGUACUUUGUGAAGCACCAGAGAAUGCAUUUAGGGCAAGAAACUCUGCCGGUUCUCUGAAAAGUAAGAGACGCACCCAGAAAUAUUUCAAGGCUUUCCUUUUCUGUGGAUCUCUAAACCUAACCCCCUGGGUGUAGAAAACUAGCAGGUCGGAAGUAAUCCCUGAAGGCUUAGUUUUCUGUUUGCAGGGAUUUGUAAAAUAAGCCGCGUACUUUCCGUCUUACAGCCGCAGGAUGGGAAGAGAGUCUCGAUCAGCCGCGGUUGCAAACGUUGAAUUUGUUCAAUUUGGAUUGGGUGGAAAGAACCACCUAUGCUGAA
Molecule: messenger RNA, 2408 nt
Organism: Notechis scutatus (mainland tiger snake)
Lineage: Eukaryota; Metazoa; Chordata; Lepidosauria; Squamata; Elapidae
Biological process (GO): regulation of transcription by RNA polymerase II
Molecular function (GO): RNA polymerase II cis-regulatory region sequence-specific DNA binding; DNA-binding transcription factor activity
Source: RefSeq, a predicted model, not a curated record